CUGAGGCCUGAGCUCACUGCCAGUGUGGGAGGACAAAGGCCGGCAGAAAAAGGGUUAAGCCUGGCCUUCUCGGAGGGAGGCCUCCAGCGGAGGGAGGCUGCCCAGUCCAGAGCCCAUGGGCGGCCCAGCCCCAGAGCCCGCAGAUAUAAAGGCUGCUCCCGGCUGCAGCCGCGAAGCUUCGGCUGGCUUCCGUGAGGACCACAGGCACCUCCGCUUCCACGGCCCCAGCCUUCCUCCUGCGUGUGGCCAGCGGCCAGCGGCCGUGAGCACAGUACCUGGGCUGGCCAGGAGCCCUUGCAGGACAGGGAGGUCUGCUCAGAGGGGCACGGGCGGGGCGCCGGCUGCGGCACAGACAGUAGUUUUCCUAAGAUCUCCAACCCGUCUCCACGUUACUUCACAAGCCAGCCACUGGACCGUCAGAGGCUCCUGGGUGAGGCUGACUCACUGUCCGUCCGCAGCAGCGAGCCCUUGGGGGAGCGUCUGUUUCUCUGCCUCGGCUCAGCAGCACUUGUCCUCCCAGAAGACACACCUGCGGGGAGCCCUUCUGCACCCACAGUGCACCUGCCUGCAGCAUGACGGGUGGAGGACGCCCUGCGCCCCUCUGCGCCCAGGUGCCUGCAGGAGCGGGUCGUGCAGACCCCGGCCGCCAGCUCCUGCUGACGGGCUCCGAGUGAGCAACGCCCGGCUCGCUUCUGAGGACAGCACCUUUCUUUCUCAAGGUGCAUGUGCUGCUUGAGACGGGUUUCCGAGAGCCUCGCGGCAGAGCCUGAAGGCCGCCCGUGGUGGAGGCGUGGGCAUGACCUCCCGAGCGCCUGUCGCCGGCAUGGAGACCCACCCCGGAGCCUACAUCGGCGCCCCCAUGGCGCUCAACCUGUCCCGCGUGCUGGCCGGCAGGGCCCUAGCCAACCAGACGGGCGAGCUGGCGGCGCAGCCGCACCCGCAGUACGCCAUCGGGCUCUUCCUCUCCUGCCUCUACACCGUCCUCCUCUUCCCCAUCGGCUUCCUGGGGAACAUCCUGAUCCUGGUGGUGAACCUCGGCGCCCGGGAGAGGAUGAGCGUCCCCGACCUGUACUUCACCAACCUGGCGGCGGCCGACCUCAUCCUGGUGGCCGACUCGCUGAUCGAGGUGUUCAACCUGGACGAGCAGUACUAUGACAUCGCCGUGCUCUGCACCUUCAUGUCCCUCUUCCUGCAGAUCAACAUGUACAGCAGCAUCUUCUUCCUCACCUGGAUGAGCUUCGACCGCUACCUGGCCCUGGCCCAGGCCAUGCGCUGCGGCCUCUUCCGCACCAAGCAGCACGCCCGGCUCAGCUGCGGCCUCAUCUGGAUGGCCUCGGUCUCCGCCACGCUGGUGCCCUUCACCGCUGCGCACCUGCAGCACUCCGGGGACGUCUGCUUCUGCUUCGCGGACGUCAAGGAGAUCCAGUGGCUGGAGGUCACCUUGGGCUUCAUCCUCCCCUUCGCCAUCAUCGGCCUCUGCUACUCGCUCAUCGCCCGGGUCCUCGUCAAGGCCCACAGGCGCCGGGGCCUGCGCCCGCGCCGGCAGAAGGCGCUCCGCAUGAUCGUGGCCGUGGUCCUCGUCUUCUUCAUUUGCUGGCUGCCCGAGAACGUGUUCAUCAGCGUGCACCUCCUGCAGCAGGCGCCGCCAGGCGCCGAGCCCUGCCAACAGUCUUUCCGCCAUGCCUACCCCCUCACCGGCCACAUUGUCAACCUCGCGGCUUUCUCCAACAGCUGCCUGAACCCCCUCAUCUACAGCUUCCUUGGGGAGACCUUCAGAUUCAAGCUGCGGCUGUACAUGGAGCAGAGAACAAGCGUGUCGGCCUUGAAUCGCUUUUGCCACGCGGCCCUGAAGGCCGUCCUUCCGCACCUGCAACAGCUGCUGCAGAGCUGUGCCACCACCGUGCUCCCGAUGGCAGUCACGGAUGCCACGGGCCUGGGACCCGCAUGGCCCUCUCCGCGCAGACUGUCCCACGGCAGCAGCAAGGAGGGUGCUUUGGUGGAGCGCCUUCAUGCCAGGCAGCUCGCCAGGAGCCUGCCCCUCAGGAGAUAUGGAGCCUGA
Myotis davidii is the source of this 2059-nucleotide messenger RNA. It is a transcript of the gene GPER1, whose product is annotated as G protein-coupled estrogen receptor 1. The record is from RefSeq and is a predicted model, not a curated record. Gene Ontology annotation, molecular function: G protein-coupled receptor activity. The transcript is spliced from 3 exons. Lineage: Eukaryota; Metazoa; Chordata; Mammalia; Chiroptera; Vespertilionidae. The coding region runs from base 797 to 2059 and encodes 420 amino acids. Gene Ontology annotation, cellular component: membrane. Gene Ontology annotation, biological process: G protein-coupled receptor signaling pathway.